ACGCUGACACGUGUUCGAUUAGUGAAUGGAGACGAGUACAAUCUGCCCGUGACCGUGACGGGUUCCUCACUAAAGAAAAAAUAAUAACAAUAAUAAUAAUGAAUGAGGCAGAAGCGGCCUCUCCCUCUCUUCAAGCUCUCGCUUAAGCGCCCGAGCUCUUCUCUUUCAUUUCUUGAUUCCAGUUUCAAAAAUUUUUGAAAGAAAGGUAGAUUUUUAUCCUAAUCUUAAAUGAGAAUCAUUAAAUAGAUAACAAGUAAAAGAAGUCGUUCAAGAUCUUAGGGGAAAUAAAGGAGUUCGCUUUUUCUUUCUUAAUGGCUGAGAUAUGCUGUGGAGUAGUAAGUGACAGUGAAGCGUCGAUGCCUUGUGAAGGGAGUCCGAGAGCAGCUAGGCGGAGGAGAAUGGAGAUCAGACGGUUCAAAUUCGUCACAGGUGUUGUCCCAUCCUCGCCGGAGACGGCAGAAAGUAAUAAACGGCGUAAAAUUGAAGUUCACACGGCCUUAUUGCCAGCUUCUCGCCACGAGAACUCAGUAGUGAAGAAUCAAGACAAAAGAAUCGUACUAAAGGUUGAAAAUGGAAAAUUGGAAACUACAGAUAUUAUAUUUUCAAGCAAGUCUCUGAAUCUGGUUCUGAGUCCGACCUUUUCAUCACCUCCCAUUGAUCCAGACUUGUAUCCGAAAUACGGCGUCGCUUCAGUCUGCGGAAGGAGAAGAGACAUGGAAGAUGCUGUGGCAAUUUACCCUUCUUUCUGUUGCAAGGACCAAGAUUCCACUACUGAAUUACACUAUUUUGGCGUCUACGACGGCCAUGGUUGCUCUCACGUGGCAGUCAGGUGCAGAGAGAGACUGCAUGAGCUGGUGAAGGAAGAAUUGCUAGAGAGCAAGGAAGCAACAGUAGUAGAGGCGGCGACGGCGAAAUGGAAAAGCGCGAUGGAGAGGAGCUUCUCGCGGAUGGACAAAGAGGUGAUCGCGUGGAAUGAAGGUGUCGUUGGCGCUAGUUGCAGGUGUGAGAUGCAAACCCCAGAAUGCAACGCCGUUGGAUCUACAGCUGUGGUUGCAGUCGUAACCCCUGACAAGAUUAUCGUGGCCAACUGUGGUGACUCUAGAGCUGUCUUGUGCCGCAAUGGCAAGCCUAUCCCCCUCUCUACUGAUCACAAGCCGGACCGUCCAGAAGAGUGGAACAGGAUCCAAGCCGCCGGUGGACGUGUUAUAUACUGGGAUGUUCCACGAGUGCUCGGAGUUCUGGCAAUGUCGAGAGCGAUAGGUGAUAACUAUCUAAAACCGUACGUGAGCUGUGAGCCAGAGGUGACGAUAACGGAUCGGACAGCGGAGGAUGAUUGCUUGAUACUGGCCAGCGACGGGCUUUGGGACGUGGUGUCCAACGACACAGCUUGUGGGGUGGCGCGUAUGUGUUUGAGAGGGAAAGGUCAGGAGCAGCAGUCGUGUUCUUCGCCAGAGAAUGAGGUGCUAGCGGGUAGUGUCGCCGCCACCGGUGGAUGUGGGGAAAUGCCGGACAAGGCAUGCUCGGACGCGUCGAUGCUGCUGACGAAGUUGGCUCUGGCCAGGCACACUACCGACAACGUGAGCGUUGUCGUGGUAGAUUUAAGGAAAGACACGUAGCCGUCAACUUAUCACUUUUUUUUUUAACUUUUUUUUUAAAUGCUUUGAAGGUUUAUUAGAAAAAAAGGGGAAAAAAAAUCUUCUGAGUUUCACCUUAGGGGUGAGAAAUGAGAUAGUGAAAAAAGAUGUGGAUGGAAAUGGAAUUUUGGAGUAGAGGGAGGGAAAAAAAAAAGACCUAGUUCUCGAUCUGUUAAAUGAAAUCAGCUUUUUCAACGAAAAUGGUUCUAUGUUGUAAAAAGUUGAGUAUAAUUUCUUGUUUUAAUUCUUGUUAUUACUUUUUUUUAUUAUUAUUAAUUUCCAUUGUGAAGUUUUUUAGAGUAA
Hevea brasiliensis (rubber tree) is the source of this 1937-nucleotide messenger RNA. RefSeq names its product probable protein phosphatase 2C 24. The record is from RefSeq and is a predicted model, not a curated record. The transcript is spliced from 4 exons. Gene Ontology annotation, cellular component: nucleus; cytosol. Gene Ontology annotation, biological process: protein dephosphorylation. NCBI's taxonomy places the organism in Eukaryota, Viridiplantae, Streptophyta, Magnoliopsida, Malpighiales, Euphorbiaceae. The coding region runs from base 312 to 1616 and encodes 434 amino acids. Gene Ontology annotation, molecular function: cation binding; protein serine/threonine phosphatase activity.